UCAAAUCCCUGAACGACAAUAGUAGUCAGCGGAUCUUUUGAAAUGUUAUGUAAUACACGUUAACGAGUGUCAACAGCAGUCUUGUAAAUAAUAACCUGAGCCAUGGACUUGAAACGUAAAGUAAAGCGAUCUGAAAAUAUCCGCGGAUCCAGUAGCGUUACAGAUUACAGUGAGUCUGGGAGUAUCAUUUUACGGGUGCAACAUGCUCAAUCAUUGCUCACAGCCUUGGAAAACAUGCGAAGACGUGACGAAUUAUGCGAUGUGGAACUGAUAGUGGCCGGCAAAGAAAUUAAAGCACACCGCGUUGUUCUGGCCGCCGUGAGUCCUUAUUUCAAUGCAAUGUUUACGAGUGAUGUUGUAGAGAGUAAACAGAAGGUCGUACAUUUAAAUGAUUUGGAUCCUUUGGCAGUUCAUAUGGCAGUGGAGUUUGCUUAUGUUGCGAGAGUCAACUUAACGGUUGACAAUGUCCAGUCACUUUUGACCGUAGCGACUUUACUGCAAAUGGACACCUUGGUGGAAAAAUGUUGCUAUUUUUUAGAGAAUGAACUUCAUCCUUCAAAUUGUCUCGGUAUACGGCGUUUUGCCAAGAAUCACGGCUGCUUUGUGCUAAGUAAAACAGCCAAUGAGUAUGCUAUGAGAAAUUUCAACCACACGACACAAAUGGAAGAGUUCUUCCAAUGUCCUUUAGAAGAAGUUCUUGAACUACUGAGUGAGGAUUCUUUGCAUGUGAGGCACGAGGAAGAAGUGUACGAGGCUGCUUUACGGUGGAUGAACUUCAAGAAACAUGAAAGACUAAAAGUAGUUCCUCAAAUAGCAGAGAUAAUCAGGUUCCCAUUGAUGGCUUGGGAGUUUCUUGUGACAAAGGUACUGGAUGAUGGGUUUAUCACCGGUCAAGGUGACAACUGUCAUCUAUUUGAGGAGGCCAGAAUGUAUCAUCUGUGUCCCCAGUUACGCAGUGACAUGAAGCAUCGCAGCAGAUUUCGGCCACGAAAAUUGUAUGGCCAGGCCGAGUGCAUCUAUGUCAUGGGUGGAGAAGUAAAUCCUGGUAGAACAGUAUGAUCCAUGCUCUGACAAAUGGACCCCAGCCGCAAGUAUGAUAGAACACAGGAGUAGUGUGGGAGUCGGAGUUCUUGAUGGCUUAUUAUAUGCAGUUGGAGGGUAUAACGGACAAGUCACUAUUAACACAGUUGAGAGAUAUAAUCCAAGAACUGAAGAAUGGAACAUGGUCGCUGAGAUGAACACAGCACGCAGCAUGCUUGGGGUAGCCUCCCUGAAUGGUCAGCUUUAUGCAGUUGGUGGCUAUGAUGGUGUGACUGAUCUCUCCUCUGUAGAGUGUUACAACAAUCAAACCAACCAGUGGCAGCUAAUGUCAUCCAUGAAGACUCCACGUUCUAUGGCUGGUGUGACAGUUUUAAAUGAUGUUUUGUUUGCUGUGGGUGGAUGCAACCAUCAGAGUUUAGAAAGUGUUGAGAUCUAUAAGCCUGAAACUGACACCUGGAUGAUAGUUGCACCCAUGAAAGAGCCUCGUAGUGGUGUUGGGAUAGCUGUUAUUGAUGGUCUGUUGUAUGUUUUUGGUGGUUAUAAUGGAACAGAUUAUCUUAAUAGUGUGGAGGUUUUUCAUCCUCAGAAAAAAAGAUGGACGUCAGCGACAAGUAUGAAAACAAAUCGAAGGCGAUUUGGCUGUUGUUCGUAGCUUGUUUUGAUGACUUAGUGUGUUUCUUUUGUUUGAUUAUCUCAUUUGUAUUUUAAAAUAAACCUUAGUUUAGUGUAGUGACCCAGUAGUUUUUCUUCUUAGUAAGAGUAUGCUGCAGAGAUGCUGCGCAAGUUCUUCCCUGAAUUAACCCUUGCAAACAUUAGUCCUGAAUGAGUUGCAGUACACCUAGUUGUUAAAAACAAUAAAUGACUCUGAUUGGGCAGCAUUUUUGUUUAAAACCCCAUAUUUUCUCAUUAAGUCUCUACUGUAGAACGUUUGUAAAGAAUGGUAAGAGAAAAGGACACCAGAAACAAAAAACCAAGAAAGGACAACUCUGCACUCACUUUAUAUAAGGUUUCAUGUAAAGAAACAAUCUCAAAAACUUCAAAGUAAAAAAAACAAACAACAACAAAAUAAAACAAGGAAAAUGUUUAAGUGCUUCUUUAUUGAGACUCAAAGUACAACUCUCGCAAGCUUUACAUUAAAAAGAAAAAAACAAAUUCAGUUACAAAUAGAUUGUUGAAAUGUCAGCUGUUGUCUUGCAAUCCUUUCAGAAUUAUCACAAUUUUUAAAGUCCAGGAAAUAUUACUCAUGAAUCCUGGAGACUCGGCUUAUAUUUCUUGCAAAUAAAAAAAUAAUCCUUCAGUAUCAGUUGGGGAUUUUUUUUUUUUAUUUAACAAGUUCUAACUAACAUCAUAAGAAAUGUAAGGUUGACAUUAAAGCUAUUAAAGUCUUGGCAAAGUAGGGAUUCUGAAUUCUCUUUGUGAAAUUCAUGAUCAGCUUUAUCCAGCCACCCAGUGAAAAAAAAUUGAUGGUAAAUUAACAACCAGAGGGCAUUAUCUUGUUUUAACACAAAAUUCUC
This is a messenger RNA of Stylophora pistillata, 2555 nucleotides long. Its product is annotated as kelch-like protein 18. Gene Ontology annotation, molecular function: protein binding. The record is from RefSeq and is a predicted model, not a curated record. Lineage: Eukaryota; Metazoa; Cnidaria; Anthozoa; Scleractinia; Pocilloporidae.